CAAGAAAGUAUGAAAGAACCAAGGAUUUUUCCUAGAGAGCGGCCAACUCCCUGGACUCGUGCCCCAUUUCCACCCCGAGGACGGAUAGACGGUUCCCUUGGUUCACCGAUGGCUCCUGUUUUGAAUGCAGGCAACACAAUGGGGGUAAACCCUGAUCCUUUUCUUUUAGCCAGCGUUCUUGGCGGAAAUCUGACUCGAUUCCCAACUGGCCCCCUUGCCAGAAAUCCAGCUCCUUUCCCAAAGCCAUCUGGCUCAUUGGCCUCAUGUCCACCUUCCUUCCCAGCUGGUGCCCGUGACUCAAAUGUGGUUCCUUUUCCAAGGGGGAUGAAUCCUUCAAGCACAAGCUCUGUUCCUUUCCCAAGGUCAGGUGGCCCACUUGGCUCAGGUCUAAACCCGAGAGCAGGUAUUGCCAGUGGUACAGGUCCUAUGGCCAACCCUAGACCAGGUGGGCUCACAGGCACAGGUCCUAUGCCUAACCCUAGGCCAGGGGGGCUCACCAACACAGGUCCUAUGUCUAACCCUAGGCCAGGUGGGCUCACCAACACAGGUCCUAUGUCUAACCCAAGGGGAGGUGGUCUUCUGGGUGCGGGUCUUGACCCCAGAGCAGGUGGUCUGGGCUCCGGUCCUGGUCCUGACCUGAGAACAGGAAAUUCACUAAGCACAGGUCUUGGCCCAAACCUAAGGACAGGUGGCCUUAUGGGCACAGGCUCUGGUCCUGACCCCAGAGGAAGUGGGUUCUUGGGUACUACUGGCCCUGGUCCCAAUUCUAGAAUGGGUGGCCUGGGUGCAGGCGGCCUGGGAGCAGGUGGCCUGGGCUCGGGCGGCCUGGGAGCAGGUGGCCUGGGCUCGGGCGGCCUGGGAGCAGGUGGCCUGGGUGCAGGCGGCCUGGGAGCAGGUGGCCUGGGAGCGGGCGGCCUGGGACCGGGUGGCCUGGGACCGGGCGGCCUGGGACCGGGCGGCCUGGGCUCCGGUGGCCUGGGCUCCGGUGGCCUGGGAGCGGGCGGUCUGGGAGCAGGUGGCCUGGGCGCGGGCGGCCUGGGAGCAGGUGGCCUGGGCUCAGGCAGUAUUGGUACCAGCAGCUUGGGCACGGGUGGCCUGGGUACAGGCAGCCUGGGUGCAGGCCCAGGACCAGGUCUCAACCUAAGAACCAGUGGUCUCUCAAAUACAGGUCAUGUCCCUGAUCCCAGGGCAAGUGGAUUUCUGGGCACAGGUCUUGGUCCUAACUCUAGAGUUAGUGGCCUAGGCAUGGGCACAGGUCCUGGUCCUAACCCAAGAGCAGGUGCCCCGGGACCAGGCCCUGGUCUUAACCCAAGAGUAGGCCUGGGAACAGGCCAGGGCCCUAAUCUGGAUCCCAGGGCAAGUGGUCUCAUGGGAUCAGGUGCUGGUCCCAAUUUGAGAGCUGCUGGUCUCAUAGGCACAGGAUCUGGCCUUGAUUUGAGAGCAUCUGGAUCUCUAGGUAUGGAUCUUGCUCCCAUUUUAAGGGCAGCUGGCCUCCUUGGAGCAAAUUCAGCCCCUUUCUCACAGUCAUCUGGAAAUAUGGGUCCAAAUCCAUCUUCCAUGACAAGAGCAACAGGUCCUGUAGGCCCAAACUCAGGUCCUGGUUCUAGGAUAGUUGGCCUUCCAGGUCCAAAUUCCUCUCCUAUGCCAAGGGCUGCUGGCCCCUUAGGUCCUAAUUCAACUUUCUCAAGGCCAACUGGCCCUUUAGGUGUAAACUCAACUCCCUUUCCAAGGGGGACGAAUCCUGCAGGCUUGAACCCAGCUACGUUUUCCCAGUCCACCAGCUCAAACCCACCUACCUUUCCACGUUCCACUGGUCUUCAGGCACCUAAUACAGCAAUUUUUCCAAGGUCAUCUGGCCCCCUGGGCCCAAACCCAGCUAACUUCCCAAGAUCAGCUGGACUUCAAGGCCCAAGUCCAGCCACUUUCCCAAGAUCCACUGGCCCACUAGGCCCUAGUCAAGUUCCUUUCCCCAGGUCUGCUGCUGGUUCACUAGGUCCCACACCAGCAAGUGCUUCAGGCAUAAACCCAGCUCCUUUUCCGAGGCCAUCUGGUCCCCUGGGUAUAAACCCAUCUUUUCCUAGGGUCAAUGGCCCCAUAUUAAAGACUGUGGUACCAUUUCCUAGGAGUGGAAGCCUUUCUGGCCCUGGCCCAACUUUUCCUAGACCAGGAGGCCCAUUGGCUGCAAUGUACUCAAAUGGAAUGCUGCCACCCUAGAGACCACCCCUUUCCCACCUAGGCUACAUUGGCUGCAAGGCCCCACGGUUCUGGGCAGGAUGGAGAGAGCUGUGUCCUGAAGGCCACAGUGAGGCUUGACUUGAUGGCCAUUUCUUCCCACGGCUUGUUUCUCCAAUGAAGAUGGAUUCUUCGCUUUGCUUGUGAGACAAGAACUCUGGCAGGCAAGCUCAGCCCUAAGGAUGGGGAGAAAGACUCCCAGUGUCCUGUGGCCUGUGGUGCUUUCUCACUGCUUUGUGCCCAGUUCUCUUUCUUACUCCUUUUUUGGAUUGUUCUCCUGGACUUUUCCUCAGGGAUGCGUAGGCCUGCCAGUCCCAGCUCCUCCUGUGCCACCAUCUUCCCUACCACAGAAACCCAGGUAGCUGCUUUGGUUAAUUGUGUUCCAGUUUCCAACAUUACUCAGUAACUUUGUAUAGAGCAGCUAGGACUGGAUAGUCCUUUUCAGUCCUAAGUAAAGCUUAUUUCUUUAUGCCACAAACUGGACAUUGGCCAUCUGUGGAAUUCAUAGGAGGCCAAAGUUGUGAAGCAGCUUCUCGCCUGACCUUCUCGCUACUGUUACUCCCAAUCAAAGAACCUCAAGAUUUUGAAUUGAUGUUGGCUCUGGGACCUGGGG
This is a messenger RNA of Trichosurus vulpecula (common brushtail), 2845 nucleotides long. RefSeq names its product DERPC proline and glycine rich nuclear protein (gene DERPC). The record is from RefSeq and is a predicted model, not a curated record. The coding region runs from base 10 to 2214 and encodes 734 amino acids. The transcript has a single exon. NCBI's taxonomy places the organism in Eukaryota, Metazoa, Chordata, Mammalia, Diprotodontia, Phalangeridae.